Messenger RNA from Baudoinia panamericana UAMH 10762, 1035 nucleotides. RefSeq lists its product as uncharacterized. NCBI's taxonomy places the organism in Eukaryota, Fungi, Ascomycota, Dothideomycetes, Mycosphaerellales, Teratosphaeriaceae. The transcript has a single exon. Bases 1 to 1035 code for a protein of 344 amino acids. The record is from RefSeq and is a predicted model, not a curated record.
AUGCAGACCGGCAGCGCAACCCAAUACUUUCGAGAAGCCGUGACACGGCCAUCUCAGUAUGACUCACACCGAGCUGGACCAAGCGAGGGCAUUCUGAAGACCAUUAUGGGCCUCCGUGGUCUAAGCAUUAGCGAUGAGUCCGUAUUCGACUUCGAGGCGCCUGAUGGAUGCAAAGAUUGGCCCGGUACUCGAUAUGGGCCCGACUCGCCGCACCUCCAGUUUGCAAAAGCUGCCAAAGCUAUAAGAAGCAAGCGCCAGCCGCCGACUCCUAAUGCAGUAAGGCCAUCAAAAGCUCGCAAGCCGAAGACAGAGCCGCCGUCAAAACCCACACCCGAGCCCUCAAGACAUCACCUGCCCGUACCGAAGCGCGAGGCGGCACUGCAUUUGCUUACCUUGCCUGGCGAGCUACGUGACGCCAUUUACGACCUUCUUGCUAUUCACGAUGGCCCGUUGUACGCACAGAUACGCGGGGUUUGGAAGCCGUCCGCAAAUGGCAAGCGGCGCCACGCUCUAGCUUACCGACGCUUCCCACAAGAACCCUCCGCCUCCCUGGCCAACCGUCAGCUUCGUAAGGAAGUCCUGUCCGUCUUCUACGGCGCCAAUCGAUUCAUCUACCAGCACAGCACGGUGGCAGGAAUGCGCAGCAUGAUCUCUCCCGCAGCGCAGACAAUCUGGAAGUUUCACUGCACCGCUACCAACCACUUGCGGCACAUUCAGCUCCGCUUCGAUUGCAGAGGGAGCCGGUGGCAAAUUACUUACACCCUCCGGAAGCUCGCAGACGGCGUAAUCACUAUCGAGAACAGCUUGACGGAUAGCGAUUACUGCACCUGCCUUGAGGACGAUGCCACUGAAAUUACACUCGAGUGUGCCAAGGACACGACAGAUCUGGCGGUGUUAUUGUCGUCACUCUGCGCUAGGCGGCGGGCAAGACUUGACGCAUUCGCAAAAGUCGAAGGCGAUUCCACCAUGUAUAGAAUGCCAACUGCAUUCUGCAUGACUUGCAGCAAGCCGCAUGUUCCGCUUGUGAGUGGAUGA